UUGGCCCAAGUUUUUUAUUGGAAAACCGGGGAAAGUUGAAACAGGCUAGUCAUGAGCCGAGUUGGUGCUGCGGCGAUCACUGUUGGGGCACUUGCGGCCCCAGCUUUCUUGGCCCCAAGUUCUUCGAGCCCAGGUUCCCAAUUGCGAGGAGCGCAAGUCUCUCAGCCAGCAGCCAAGACUCAGACUUCGACUGCUGCUGGAGGUGUCCUGGGCGCCGCUGCUGUGACUGCUGUGGCAUCCUUUCUGACUACCAAGCGGCAAUCUGCUCGGGCCGGCGGUUCUGUGUGCUAUGCCUUUGAUCCAAGCAAGCAGGUGGGCGCAACAAAGCCCCUUGGCUUCUUCGACCCGGCAGGCUUCACCAAAGAUAUCGAUGAGAAGGGCUUCAAGAAGCUCCGCUCGAUUGAGUUGAGGCAUGCACGUGGGGCCAUGAUGGGAUCUGUCGGCCUUUUGGUUCAGAGUGUCUACAAGUUCCCCGGCUUUGAGAGUGUCCCAUCAGGCCUUGCUGCUCAGUGGACUGAACCAGGGAGCAAUGCCCUGUGGCUCUUGUUCUGUGCCAUUGGCUGCUUCGAUAUUGGCCUUUCUCCUUGGAAGGAGGACCCUGAGGAUCCCGGAAACUUUGGUGACCCAUUGAACCUUGCCAAGGGCAACAUCACUGAUGACAUUCGAAACCGCGAGUUGAACAACGGCCGCUUUGCAAUGUUUGCCUUCCUCGGAAUUGUCAGUGCUGAGCUCUACACGGGAAACUCAGCGAUUGGCCAGUUUGCCACUGCUCCUGUGAAGACAACUACAAGAGCAGGAGCAUUCUGUGGAACCUCGCUGAUGGCAAAGACUGAGCGUGCGGAACAGAGCCUCCAAAGCCGCAGGGCCUUUGAUGGAUCAUCCCUGCCAGGAGCGAUUGCUCCUCUUGGCUACUUCGACCCCCUUGGGUUGAGUGGCACCCAGGAGCGCUUCGACAAGUUCCGUGCAGCGGAAGUGAAGCAUGGGCGAAUCGCCAUGCUUGCUAUCCUGGGAGCUUUUGCAGGGCACUGGGCCACGCCUCUGGGAGCGCCUGCUGGCAUUGCUGGCUUCCAAGAUCCUAUUGGGGCCAAGGGCUGCGUGGCAUUGACCUUUGCUUGUGCCUUCCUAGAGACCGGUCCUUGGUCAGAUGCCUAUGCCAAGGAGCCUGGCAAUUAUGGUGACCCUUGCGACUUCGCAAAUAUCUUCGGCAUCACCGGGGAGAAGAUGGAUGAGAUGAAGACAAAGGAGUUGUCCAAUGGUCGCCUUGCAAUGAUGGCCACCAUCGGCAUGUGUGUUCAGGAGGGCGUCUUUGGCGAGAAGUUUUCCGACCUUCCAGCCCAGCUCGGUUUCUAGGUAGCUCAGCAAUUUCGAUUCACUUCCCUUCCGCUCUUGUUUUUGGUGAAAAGGAA
This is a messenger RNA of Durusdinium trenchii, 1406 nucleotides long. The record is from the annotation of a GenBank genome assembly. NCBI's taxonomy places the organism in Eukaryota, Dinophyceae, Suessiales, Symbiodiniaceae.